Messenger RNA from Gossypium raimondii (Peruvian cotton), 3052 nucleotides. RefSeq lists its product as uncharacterized. The transcript is spliced from 3 exons. Gene Ontology annotation, molecular function: protein binding. Lineage: Eukaryota; Viridiplantae; Streptophyta; Magnoliopsida; Malvales; Malvaceae. The record is from RefSeq and is a predicted model, not a curated record. Bases 551 to 2497 code for a protein of 648 amino acids. Gene Ontology annotation, cellular component: cytoplasm.
AUUAAAUUCAAAAUAUCUACCUUUUUUGAAAAAAUCCUUCCUCUACUCUGUACAAGGAGGAGUAACUUGGGUACUUCUGCUUUUCUGUUUUUGAUUUCUUUUUCUUCUUUAAACCUUACUUAAUAUUUCAUUUUUUUUGUUAGGUUUUCUUGAAAGGUGGGGUUUUUGUUUUCUUUCUUAUAUAGAAAUUCUUUUCUUUGAUUAUUGUCCCAUCAUUUUUUUUUGCUUUUAACUUCUUUACCAUAUUCCCCACCUGGGUUUUUUUGGGUAUUAUUAUUAGUAUUAUUAUUUUAAAUUUUGUUCCACACACCCACAUGCAUGUUCUUCAGUUUGUCUGAUCUGGAUUGGAUCACAAGGUGUUAUUUUUUUUCCUACCUUGAAGAAGUGUAAAGAGAGGAAUAGAAAGGGAGGUUUCUUUGGUGGGGUUAGUUGCUUGAAGUUUCUCUUCUUUCUUUUUUAGGAGCAAUCUUUGAUUGGUUAGAAGAAUGAAGAAAUAAAGAACCAGGCAAAAGCAGUCUUGGGGUUGAUAGCAUAUUUGGACCCCUUUGCCAUGGCUGGUAUUGAUGUUUCUAAGUAUGCACAUAGUCCCGUGCAUGUGGCUGUUGCAACGAGGGAUUAUGGUAGUCUCAGGAGGAUACUUGAGGCUCUCCCACGUCUUGGUAACCCUGAUGAGAUUCAAACUGAAGCAGCCUCAUUGGCCGAGGAAGAAAAGGCUGAAGAGAUUGCUGCUGUGAUUGAUAGGCGUGAUGUUCCUAAUCGGGAUACCCCUCUUCAUUUGGCUGUUAAAGUUGGUGAUGAAACUGCAACUAAAAUGCUUAUGGCUGCCGGUGCUGAUUGGAGCUUGCAAAAUGAACAAGGAUGGAGUGCACUCCAAGAAGCAAUUUGUAAUAGGGAAGAGUCUAUUGCGAUGAUUAUUGUUCGGGAUUACCAGCCAUUGGCAUGGGCAAAAUGGUGUAGGAGGUUGCCUCGUUUGGUGGGAACUAUGCGAAGGAUGAGAGACUUUUACAUGGAAAUCACAUUCCAUUUUGAGAGUUCUGUGAUACCUUUUAUUUCCCGAAUUGCUCCUUCUGAUACAUAUAAAAUUUGGAAGACGGGUGCGAAUUUGAGGGCUGAUAUGACUUUGGCCGGAUUUGAUGGUUUCAGAAUUCAGCGUUCAGAUCAGAGUAUUCUUUUCCUUGGUGAUGGUUCUGAGGAUGGUAAGGUUCCUCCUGGAUCACUUUGUAUGAUCUCACAUAAGGAUAAAGAGGUGAUGAAUGCUUUGGAUGGUGCUGGUUCUCAAGCAACUGAUGAAGAGGUUCGAAAAGAAGUGGUUGCAAUGUCUCAGACUAGUAUAUUCAGGCCUGGAAUAGAUGUGACACAGGCAGUUCUUUUGCCACAAUUGACUUGGAGGCGACAAGAGAAAACAGAAAUGGUGGGUGCCUGGAAAGCUAAUGUGUAUGAUAUGCACAACGUUGUUGUUAGCAUCAAAUCAAGGAGGGUGCCUGGGGCCAUGACAGAUGAUGAGUUUUUGGGAACUUCCAAUGAAAACGAAGCAGCGAGUGAAGAGCUUGAUGAGAUUUUGACAGAAGAAGAAAGGAGACAACUCGAAGUUGCUCUUAAAUUGGAUUCUUCAGAAAUGUCCAAUGAGAGUGAAGAUGGCAUUAUUGGACAUCAGCAUAGCGGUUAUGAGUCUCGGGAAAUUCCUAUCGAGGAAACCAACGGUUUUAAAAAUGGGGAGACUAAGCAGGAAAAGAAAGGAUGGUUUGGUGGAUGGAGGAAAAAGGAGACAAAGCAUGAAGUGCAGAGGAAGGUUGUGCCACCUAGAAGUUCUUUCCUUGUUGAUGAAAAGGUGAGUGACUUACUAGGAGACUCUCCAUCAAGGAGUCAGAUAAAACCUGGUAGACAUUCUGUGGAGAUUGUGGCAACAGAUGAUCAUAGGAGGAUAAGAGAUUUGAGAAUAUCUACUUCUAUGAGUUCUGAGAGUAGUAAUCGGCGUAAAGAUAGUAGCCGGGAGAACGAGUAUAAGAAAGGAUUGAGGCCUAUUCUUUGGCUUUCUCCGAACUUCCCACUGCAAAUUGAAGAACUCUUGCCUUUGCUAGAUAUUCUUGCCAACAAGGUCAAAGCAAUUCGGCGGUUGAGAGAACUGCUCACGACAAAGCUUCCUGCAGGAACCUUCCCAGUAAAGGUUGCUAUCCCUGUCGUUCCAACAAUCAGAGUAUUGGUUACUUUCACGAAGUUUGAAGAACUACCACCCGUGGAUGAGUUCUCGACACCCCCUUCAAGCCCCACUGCCGGCCAAGAAAGCCCUGCUGUGACACAAUCCUCGGGUUCUUGGUUUCAGUGGAUAAAGACUCCAUACCAACGACCUAGCUCUUCCAAUCAUAGCUACAAUAAGAUAGAAAAUCUUCAAGAUCCGUUUGCAAUACCGCCCAAUUAUACUUGGAUUACAGCUGAAGCAAAGAAAAAGAAGAUGCAAGAGAAGAGCAAAUCAAAGAAAGGUAAGGGUCAGAAUCAUUGAAGUCAGGCUAUGAUCCCGACGUAUAACAAGUUCCAGCUUUCCAAAAGGAACUCCAGCAGGUACCAAACGGGAAAUAGUGUUUCAUUAAAUCCAUUGAAAUGAAAAUAGGGAAAUAGAUAAUUGGAGCUGUGCUCCAUGAAGUAUGGAUGUUCCCUUCCCUUCUAUCACAGGAAAAUUCGAUUGUGGGGGCAUAAAACAGGUGGAAAGAAAUGUGAUUUGGUUGGCAUUUGGUAGGAUGUUACAAUCUUUGGAUUACUGAUUUAUAUAUUUUACUUGUGACUAACUUUUGGCUACAUACAGUUACCUAUUUCUGGCACUGAUAUUGUUAGUAGCCAUCGAAAAAUCUAAUACGAAUGACUCGUUAUUCACUAGAGUUCUUGGCCAUAAUAGUUAUGUAGGAUAGGUGGCUGAGUUAUUCUGUAACCACUUAGAAUUCCUUUUAGUUCACCUUGUGCAAUGUGUCUUUUUCUUUAUCUGUAUUUGUUCCAUUGCAAAGCAAAUUCUCUUAUGUUCUGAUGAUUAAUGAUUGAUGGAGCUCUACUUGAAUAUGGAAAC